AUGCGACGUAUUGAUUGUUUGAGGCAAGCCGAUAAAGUCUGGCGAUUAGACUUGGUCAUGGUCAUUCUUUUCAAGGGCAUUCCUCUCGAAAGCACAGACAGCGAAAGACUGGAGAAGUGUGCAGAGUGUGUUUUUCCCGCUGUCUGCGUGAACCCUUAUCACAUUUCUAUAGCCGUGCGUGAAUUAGAUUUGUUUCUUGCGAAUUUCAUACGCACCGGUAAUCCAGACGAAAAAGAUGUGCGUGAUGAAAAACCGGAAGAGAAGCAAAAAGUUGAUAUAUUGAUGAACGACAUAGGUCCGGAAGGUAUCUGGGGCACUGGCGUAUUUUCAGCUUUUGAGUUGAAGACAUUAACAAAGCCUUCGAUUGUAACAUGUUCUUCUCUAACCAAUGGACGACCCGUUAUGCAGUCCACUCUCCGAAAAAAUGACACAUCUUCGUGGAUCUCGGCCCUUUCUUCAAAUAAUUCACCUCUCGAUGGGAGCCUCCCAUCUUCUCCACCUCCUAGCGCGAUGGCAGCUAUUAAAGCUCUCGCGGAAUCAGAAUGUAAUGUGCUUUGUUUGGCGCGAGCCAUAUUCCUUAUCAUUCCUGUCUAUCCCAAUAUCAUCAUCAAUGCUUUAGGCCAUAUACCGGGUACAACCUCAGGAACACUGCGAUCAUCGAACUCCAUUCCUCAAGUGGGCGCUGUGGUUACAGUUGGUGUAAAUAGCGAGACAAAACAGUCACUCAUUGGAUAUAGUGGGGCAGAUAAUGAGGAUGAGCCAAACGAAAAAAGAAGUCGACAUGCAUCACGCGACUCUGCCACGAGCAGCACAAAUGAGGAGGUAAGGCGAAUUGUUGAACGCGCGACGGAAAGCGGUUGGAAUGGUGGUUUGACCGGGGAUGAUAUUGCUGCUGGAGAACCAUCACGGAGGAGCGAGUUUGUAGAAAAAUCUCAUCGUGUCGUACAACAGCGAGAUGGCAAUCGAUAUCUGAAAAUUGUCCAAGCAGGGUAA
Strongylus vulgaris is the source of this 993-nucleotide messenger RNA. Lineage: Eukaryota; Metazoa; Nematoda; Chromadorea; Rhabditida; Strongylidae. The record is from the annotation of a GenBank genome assembly.